Molecule: messenger RNA, 752 nt
Organism: Hordeum vulgare subsp. vulgare (domesticated barley)
Lineage: Eukaryota; Viridiplantae; Streptophyta; Magnoliopsida; Poales; Poaceae
Exons: 2
Coding region: 159-422 (87 amino acids)
Source: RefSeq, a predicted model, not a curated record
UGUUCGGUUCUCUGCGUAUUUGAAUUGCGCACUAGUUUUUUCUGACUAUAUAAGGUGUUCCUGACCUGACCAAGCCAUAGCCUUCAAGAAACAACAGGUAGAAUAUCCAAACGUUGAUCGAAUCUCAAGGUGGAGAUUUCUCAGUUAAUUCAGACACCAUGAAAGAGCCACUGAAAGCAAGCAGGAGUAAGAUAUUAGUUGUCUUGCUUGUCUUCGCCAUGGUUACUCAAGGCUUGGUGAUUUGUGUAAAGGGGAUAGAGAGGAAUGAUAUCGCCGGCAAGGCCGUUAGUGCAAAACCCACCCUUGGUGCAGGCAGCAGCACAACCGUGGACAACCACCAUGCCAUACCACGGGACCAGUAUAGUAGCCAUGGAGGAGAGGACGGAUCAGGUGGCAGUGGUGGUGAUACUACAAAGAACUAGUGUCAUUCUCUGAGACUGCCGUUCACGGAGCAUAUAUAUUCUGAUCUCUAACGUCAUAUUGUAUAGAUGUCAGCAGCCCUAAUUGUUAUUAUUAUUAUCUUCUGUACAUGAAAAUAAGCUGCUGAAGGGAAGAGUAAUGUCGAAGUAAAAACAUUCCCACAGAAGGAAGAAGCUAUGUUUUAUUAAAAAAAUAUAGAAGCUAUAUAUGUAAUAGAUGUGAUAUUCUCGUGUGUGUGUGUGUGCGCGCGCGCGCGCGUGUGUAAGGAAACUUUUAUGAUGUUACACUCAGCCGUCAAUAAAAUUCAGGACUACAAUCUGUUGUUCAGGAAA